Perca fluviatilis (European perch) is the source of this 1123-nucleotide messenger RNA. RefSeq names its product C-type lectin domain family 10 member A-like. The transcript is spliced from 9 exons. Bases 146 to 988 code for a protein of 280 amino acids. Lineage: Eukaryota; Metazoa; Chordata; Actinopteri; Perciformes; Percidae. The record is from RefSeq and is a predicted model, not a curated record.
UUUGAAUGCAGAGAGGAGCAACGGCUCAGAGAGCUUCUUACUUCUGCAGAAACUUCAACAAGACGGAGAGAAGUCUUCAUCUUUAAAGACAGACAGACAGACAGACAGACAGACAGACAGACAGGCAGAGAGACAGAUCGCCGUGAUGGCAGACUACUACAACGAGAGGGAACAGGACAGCAGCACUCUCUGGAUCAAAGAGCCUGUAGCUGUCUCUCUCUCAGCUGUCUCCAGGUUCAGACACUGGUUGUUUCCUGCUCUGACAGCUACAUUCAUCCUGGUUCUGAUCAUAGCACUGGGAGCUAGCAACACGAAGACAUCCAAUCAGCUGUGGUCUGUGGAGCAGAGAGUCAGCAACCUGAGCCACGUCAUCCAAUCACUGAACACCUCUCUGCAGCACGCUCAGGAAACAUCUAAGCAGGUUCACCAGCUGCAGGUUGCUAUGGACAACAACAAAAACGAGCUCAUGUCAGUGGCCGAGGCGUUGAAGCAGCUGGCAGUCAUCGACUCUCUCAGCCGGAGCGUCGCUUCGCUCAAAUGUUCCCUCGAACGGAUCAUCAACAAUAGCUCUACAGAGAGCAUGUGUUGUCCUCCAGGUUGGGUUGAGUUUGGUUCCAGCUGCUACUUCUUCAGCCGUGAGUCUCGGUCCUGGAACGAGUCCAGAGUCUGGUGUGAGAAACGCGAUGCUCACCUGCUCAUACUGCAGGACGACAAGACCUGGAACUUUGUGACUCGUCGUACGGUUCCCUUGAUGUACUGGGUGGGUCUGUCUGACUGGAGAACCGGCCGCUGGGAGUGGAUCAACCAGACGCCGUACACCAUGGAGCGCAGGCGCUGGGAGAUCGGUCAGCCUGACAGCUGGACCGAACACGGUCUCGGCCCCGGAGACGAAGACUGUGCUCAACUGUAUUACACUGGACGCCUCAACGACAUCCACUGCUCCACCGCCAUGCGCUACAUCUGCCAGAAACACGGCACGCACGCCUGAACAACAUCUGGAACCCAAACACCAACAAGCCAUUACAUCCCUCGUCAGCAGCGACAGGAAACGCAUCAUCGAUCGGAAACUCAACAUCAGUUAUUCAAGAAAACAAAGUCAAAAUAUUUUAAUAAAAACAAAUCA